AAAGGAAUUGGGAUCGCUUGGGAGCCGAAUGUCUCUCACUUGGCUGAGAAUUUUGAAUUGUUCACAACUUUGACUUGUAUCUCUACAGCCAGAGGAAGCAGAAGAGGAGCAUUUGCAACUUGAAAGGAUUUGCAAGUUUGAAUGUCUAACAACUAUGAAAUGUGAACAACUUCAAAGGCUACCAAAGGUCUUGCAUUUGGUCACGUUCUUUGCGGAUAUAGAGAUUGCCAGUGGCCAAGAAUGGUUUCUGUUUUAAUGAAUAACCUGCCUCCAACUUGAAGAAGAUUGAGGAUUGAAGAUUGCAAGAAUUUACAAUGUUUGGUGGAUGAAGAAGAAUAUACUAGCACAACUUCACCUUUCUUUAGGUAGUGACGUUUGUUGGCUGUUUAGCUGACAUAUUCUUUCCAGAAGAGGAUUUCCCUACCAACCUAAUGUCACUUGGCAACAGAGCACCCAAUAUUUGUAGGUCACUACUUCAAUGGGGAUUGCAUAGACUCAGCUCUCUCAAAAAACCUGUUCAUUAAUGGUGAAGAAUAUCUAGAUGUGGUGUUGUUUCUGCAAGAGGAGAUAGGAAUGAUGUUGCUUCCCCCUCUCAGCGAUAUCACAAUAUGUGAUUUCGAAAACCUGAAAUUGCUAUCAUUGGAGGGCUUUCAAAACCUCACGUCUCUUCAGUCUUUAGAGAUCAAUGAUUGCUCUAAGUUCACAUCUCUUCCAGAAAAAGACAUGCUUCUUUUACUUUGCCAUGUUCAGAUUGAUGAUUGUCCUUUGCUAGAAGAACGGUGCGAAAGGGAUAAAGGACAUAGCUAAUGUUCAAAUCAAUAAUGAACAGCAUUAUCCCAAAGAGAUUGAAAUCUUGAAAUUGAAAGUCAAAAGCCACAUUUGAGGCUUGAAAGCUUCAAAGUGCAGUUGGUAUAUAUAGCUCUAUUGAAAGAUCAGGUGUGAAUUUCUUGAUUCGUCUUUUUGACUUAUGAAACUGAUUAAAAAGAUCAAGGACGAAAGAGGACUGUGUCCCCACCAACUAAAUGUUACUUUGGAUCUCUGCUGUUAAAAUCUGUAUACCAUUAUCACAUUGGGGAGUGCACAUACAAAUCUGCCAUGGACAACUUCCCAUUGGUGAUAAUGAUGCUGCCGGCCACCUUUCAAACUUUCCUUGUCAUCAAGAAGUCCCCUAAUUUGGAAUACCAGCACUGCAAGAGCUUUCAGAACCUCUCUUUGCUGAAAGAUUUUAAUACUUAAUUGCCUCAAUCUAGAAAAAUGGCAUAAAGAUGAAGUAGUCAAAGAUAUCUCCUGUGCCUCAUGUAUUAAUAAGAGAUUACUUAUAAGCCAGAGAGGAAAACUAGUUGUUUUUCGUAGAAAAGGAGUGAAAAAAGCAGAAUAUACCAUGCUUGUAAAUUCAAUCCUAGGUAUGUCAAUGGGAAAAUCCUCCCUCCUUUUCCUCUUUGAACAAUUAAUUAAAACUUGUAUGAUCACCAAGUGUUGAUUUACUUGUACAUACAGAAGUCUGAACAUGAUUAUGAAACACCAAGGAUGAAUUCAGCCUCCAGAUCUAAUUAAUGGCCAUAAAAUCAAUGCAAGGCAGAGGUGAGCUUUUAUAUAUUGGACUACAUUAAGAUAAUAUGCCUCACCAAUGGAAACAAUCCCUCCUUCUAAAUGAUCUAUGCAUGUAUAAUUCUAUUUUUGUAUUGAACUUCCAUUAGCAGUCACAUAACAUUAAUUCCACGCCCAUGGAAUAUUACUUAUUAGCCGCAGAAGGGAAAAAUGGUAAGAAUCAGAGAAACUACCAUGCUUGUAGAUAUUUGGUAUGUCAAUUGGGAAAAUUCUCCCUUUCUUUUUACACUUUGAUAAUAAUUAAUUAAAUUUUUUAUGCUAACCAAGUUUUAUUCUAGUUGUACAUGCAGAAAUUUGAGCAUCAGUAAAUUUAACCUCCAGUUGUAAUCUAUUGACUAUAUAAUCAAUUCAAAGCAGAGGUGAGCUUUAUUAGGGUACCUUAAGAUAAUAUGCCUCACCAACGGAACAUCCCUUAUGCUAAAUAACCUUAUGCAUAUCUACUCCAAAGUUUCAGGUUGGAGCUACUAAUUACUCAUCUUCAAUCUCCAUAGUGUGACCCUCAUUUGCAAUAGGUUUAAGCAGAUGAUCCCCAAUUGAAAGUACAUUGCAUUUCUCAUGUAACGUGUAGAAUUAUUUUUUCACACAACUGUUGUACAACUUGGCACACAGAGAUUCAAAGAGCUUAUGUAACAGCUUCCGUGGCUCUUUAUGCCAAGCUUUUUUUGCUUCUAAUAUUACACAUUUAACAUACCCUGCAUGUUGGUUUUUCAGCCUUCAGCAAUCUAGCUUCUCUGUCACUGGGCUGUGGCCAUGCUUAAAAUUUCUGCAGAUCAAAGCACUUUUUUCCUUUUAUUGGGUAUGUAUAGUGUAUGCCGUCAUUUUGUAUAAUCAGUAAUGUUCUUUGGCUUUUCAGAAGGUGCUUGUCUGUGUCAUCCCUGUGCCAAAAAGGAGUGUUACAAUGGUAGAUGGUAGUUUUGAUGCAAGAUGUUCUACAAAUGUUUUACCUCUGUUGGUGCCUCAUCCUUAGUCCCACGGUGCUCAUUAUCCAUCAUUUUAUGAAGCAAUUGAUGUGUUGUGCAACAGCUACUGAGGCAAGAGUAAAGUAGAAUGGAUUGUUGUGACAAAUUAUGACCUGGUACUACCUUGGAGUUUUCUACAGCACUAAUUCAUGGGAUAUAAAAAGCUGAUGAAGUCUCUAGGUGAUGUGUCCUAACUAGGUAAUGGUUAUGCAAUCAGGGAGCUAAUCUCUAAGAUCCAAACGUAGAAAUUCAAUUAUAGCCUCCUGCUCCUGAGAAACGGAAAUGAGUGCCAAUAGUAAAAUCACCUCAUAUUUGCAGAACCUGAGGUCUCUCAGUUGGGAAGGAUGAUAAGAAGUUAUUGACCUUUCUUGGGAAGUAGAUUGAAUUCUGCUUUGGCUUUGUAGGGAUCAUUUGCGUGCUUUUUGCUGCCACUGCCACCACUGCUGCUGCUACUUUCCCUUUUUUUUCUUAGGUUACUCAGGUUCAGAUACUCAGGUUCAAAUUUCAAUUUCCUUGCAGUUUCGGUGCAAGUUACUUUCUCCGAUGAUGCUAUUCUGGUCUCAUCCCCUCAGCAUCAGAUUCCUCUUGCAAUCCUUGUUGGCCAUUUCUGGAUUACUCUGGUGGUUUGCUUCCUAUUCUGCUGCUUCUCCAUGGCUGGUAAGAUAAGAGGCUGGCUUUAAUGCGAAAAGGAGGCUAAGAUUCUGUGACUUGCUCCCCUGCCUUCUCCAGUAACAUCUCUCGGGACCUGCUGACUGUGGUUGAGUGUUAAGAAAUUCCUCUGGCUCUGUUCUAGCUUUGUUUUCUGGCCAAAUGGGUGUGGUAGACUAAUGUUGCUGAAAUAUAAUACUAGAUUUGCUUUGAAAAUAUUCUCCAAGACCAGUUGGAAAGGGAAAAAGGUGCUGGUGGUUGAAUCAGAUUCGACGGCAAUUGUGCCUUGGGUGAAGAAGAUUGCAGAUUGCCCAUGGAAUUUGUGUGUUACCUUCAAUUAGAUUGAUCCACAUAUUGCUGACAUUGGUGAAGUCUACUUUGGUAAUAUCUGUUGGGAAGUUAAUGGCCUUGCUCACUCUUUAGUGUGUAGAACUGAUAUGUUCAUGGGUUGGUGGUUCAGCAGGCUGUUAUUUCAUCUCCACCCUUUGGGCAUCAUUGUACUAGGCCUGUUAUUAGAGGUUUUAUGGUGUGUAUAUUUUCACUCUUUUGGGUGUUAUUUUAGUCCAGCGAGACUGAUUGUUAUCCGUCUCCCAGGUGUAGUAUUUUUCUUUCAGCCUUCACUAACAUCUCCCUCAACAGAGAUGCAAAAAUUGGCAUAGCAAACCAUUCUAUGAAGCAUAUUGCCCUGUCAAAUUUAUCAUUUGUUGAUUGUCAAUGGCAUCCAGAAGAAUUGAACAGUUGUUUGAUGCCGUAUCAUAAGUAAGAUUCAAUGUUUGUAUUUAUACAAUUUCUGCAACUGUAUAUGCAGGGUUGAAGGUUCAACCGAAAAUGACCUGAAUUUUACUUAAUUAAAAAAGGCCAAAUAAAUGUCUUUACAGUGGUUACUAAGGAUAUAUUAUAGUUGUUGCCCCAGUGGUCACAAAAACUGAGUCCUACAUGAAGGAAAGUUCAUGGUGGAUAAGGCAGUUUAGGGUUGGUGCCAAACAAAUUGUUUAGAGGAUCUAAUCUAACAACAACAAUCCAAUAUAUAGGAACAAAUCCUGCCGCCCCAAGAAUAAUCUGUAGAUCACAAGAGUCCAGAACUUUACUAAUGAGUUUUUAUACUAUAAACAUUGAUUGCAUGGUUCAUUCUUUAGGAACGAAAGAAACCCAAUGCUUACACAAGAAAGCACCUGGAGAAGCUUGUGUUUGGUUUGUUUGGGAUUAGCUGAUGGAUGCAAUUGAAGCUCAGCAAGGCAGCAAAUCAGAAAUUGGAACACUUCUUCCAGAGGAUGCUUCCACAGCCGCUGAUCAAGUUUCAAUGUUCAUGCCCGAUAAGCGCUGGAAAUGGUGGGUUCUUGUGGUACUCAACAUUGGCUUUCUCUUGCUUGGUCAAUCCGUUGCUGUUCUUCUAGGCGAAUUCUAUUUCAAACAUGGACACAGUAAAUGGAUGGGAGCACUUGUGCAAACAGCUGGAUUUCCAGUCCUCUUUCUCCCACUUGUAUAUUUUCCUUCCCCUCAAAACUUGCCAAGUACCUGCAACAACACAAGCCAGCCUUCACUUCUCACUCUUAUUUUGGUUUACUUUUCUCUUGGCUGUCUACCAGCUAUAGACAACUUCUUGUAUUCAGUAGGCCUUUGGUCUCUUCCUAUUUCAACUUAUUCUCUCAUUUGCGCCAGCCAAUUGGUAUUUAACGCGAUAUUUUCCUUAGUUAUCAAUUCGGAAAAACUCACAAUCCUAAUAUUGAAGUCGGUAACCCUUCUAACCAUAUCAGCUUCAUUGAUUGCAGUUCAUCCUGAUUCUUCUGAACGUGAAGCUGAGAAACAUUCAGGAGGAAAGAAAGAACGUGUCAUUGGUAUCUUAUGCACUGUUGGUGCUUCAGCAGCCUACGCUUUAUUGCUUUCCCUUACACAAUUUUGCUUCGAAAAAGUACUGAAGAAGGAAUCAUUUUCUGUUGUAUUCGAAAUGCAAGUCUACACUUCUUUGGUUUCUACUUUUGUUUGCAUAGCGGGAUUGUUUGCAAGUUCAGAAUGGAAGAAGCUAAAUUCUGAGAUGGAGACAUUUAAAGGGACAUUUAAAAAUGGGAGGGUGCUUUAUGUCCUGAGUUUGGUUGGAGCAGCUUUAGCUUGGCAGAUUUGUACGGUAGGAGUUGUAGGACUAAUCUUUCUGGUGUCUUCUCUCUUCUCCAAUUUUGUUAGUAUGCUGUGUCUGCCAUUUGUUCCUGUGGUCGGUGUGCUGUUUUGUCAUGAAAAAAUGGAUGGCAUCAAGGUAUUGGCCAUGUUGUUGACAAUUUGGGGUUUUGCUUCUUAUCUCUACCAGCAAUACCUUGAUGAUCAUAAGCCAAAGGACAAAGAAACUGGUCCAACUCCAGGAAUUCAAGAGUCCAAGCUUGUCUGACCUGGAAUUUUAGUAAAAAGAGUCAGUGAACUGAAAAGAGCAUUAUGAGGUUGAAAUCACUUUUUGUUUAUUAAAAGCUCCUGCUGAAUGUAUCUACAAGCUUCAUAUUACAACUUGUCUUGAAAUUUUUAAUUUGGAAUUUCAGUUUUUUGGUUGUAAAUAUUCCUGUCAACUGUCACAGAAACUUAAACAAUAU
Theobroma umbraticum is the source of this 5788-nucleotide messenger RNA. Its product is annotated as putative purine permease 11. Gene Ontology annotation, cellular component: membrane. NCBI's taxonomy places the organism in Eukaryota, Viridiplantae, Streptophyta, Magnoliopsida, Malvales, Malvaceae. Gene Ontology annotation, molecular function: purine nucleoside transmembrane transporter activity. The record is from RefSeq and is a predicted model, not a curated record.